GCGGCGGCGCCCGGCAUGUAUCAGAGCCCGCGGCGGCUCUGCUCGGCCCUGCUGCACAGGGACGCGCCCGGCCUGCGCGCCUGCCCGCCGGGCUGCGCGCAGCCGUCCCGCCGGCGGCCGCCCUCGCCUGCGGCCGCCGCCGCGCCUCUGCUGGCGGCGGCCUCGGCGGCCUCGGGCGCCGCGAGGUCCAGUGCCCUAACAGCGUGUUCCAUGGGAAACGGUACAAGCAGACUCUACAGUGCUCUCGCCAAGACACUGAACAGCAGCAGUGCCUCCCAGCACCCAGAGUAUUUGGUGUCACCUGAUCCAGAACACCUGGAGCCCAUUGAUCCUAAAGAACUUCUUGAGGAAUGCAGGGCUGUCCUGCAUACUCGACCUCCCCGGUUCCAGAGGGAUUUUGUGGAUCUGAGGACAGAUUAUCCCAGUAGACACCCACCUAUUAGGGUCAUGCAGUGGAAUAUCCUCGCCCAAGCUCUUGGAGAAGGCAAAGACAACUUUGUACAAUGCCCUGUUGAAGCACUCAAAUGGGAAGAAAGGAAAUGUCUCAUCCUAGAAGAAAUCCUAGCCUACGAGCCAGAUAUAUUGUGCCUCCAAGAGGUGGACCACUAUUUUGACACCUUCCAACCACUCCUUAGUAGACUGGGCUAUCAAGGCACGUUUUUCCCCAAGCCCUGGUCACCUUGUUUAGAUGUAGAACACAACAAUGGUCCAGAUGGUUGUGCCUUAUUUUUUCUCCAAAACCGAUUCAAGCUGGUCAGCAGUGCCAAUAUUAGGCUGACAGCCAUGACAUUGAAAACCAAUCAAGUGGCCAUUGCACAGACCCUAGAGUGCAAGGAGUCAGGUCGACAGUUCUGUAUUGCUGUCACCCACUUAAAAGCACGCACUGGCUGGGAGCGGUUUCGAUCAGCUCAAGGCUGUGACCUUCUCCAAAACCUGCAAAGCAUCACCCAAGGCACCAAGAUUCCACUUAUUGUUUGUGGGGACUUCAAUGCAGAGCCAACAGAGGAAGUCUACAAACACUUUGCUUCCUCCAGCCUCAACCUGAACAGCGCCUACAAGCUGCUGAGUGCUGAUGGGCAGUCAGAACCCCCAUAUACCACCUGGAAGAUCCGGACCUCAGGGGAGUGCCGGCAUACCCUGGAUUAUAUCUGGUAUUCUAAACAUGCACUAAGUGUAAGGUCAGCUCUUGAUUUGCUAACCGAAGAACAGAUUGGACCCAACCGGCUACCAUCCUUCAAUUAUCCUUCAGACCACCUGUCUCUAGUAUGUGACUUCAGCUUUAAUGAGGAACCUGAUGGACUUUUAUAAAUGCUUGUCUUAGUCUUUUUAAUCACUAGAGUCUUAACCAGGGAUGUUUCAGGAAACUGAAAUAGGAUAAGAAGUUGCCUGAGGAGGACAGAGACAUGGAAAGUUUCUAUCAUUUCACUUCCCAUGUCUCCAGCAUGCCCUUGGGAAAGAAUCCCAUUAGUUCGAAAAUCUUUUCAAUUAAAACCUAUAGCAAAAAAGGUGUUUGCACUCCAGUUUUGGCUUGUAUUUUCUUUUCCCUUAGCAUUACAUUUUGAUCAUUUAAGGGCAUUAGAUUGGCUUAUUUUGAAGCUUUUUCAGUUUGAGGAUGCUAUAAAAACUCAAACUUGCUUGAGUCCUUCUUAAUGAACAAUAAAGUAUAUAGGAGUAAUUUCUCUAGACUGCAUUUUAAGUUAUUUAUUUAACGGUUUUUUUAAUGUCAAGAUAUGCAUGGCAGUAUUUAUUUUUUAUAUUGUCAUAAAAUUAAGUAAAUAAAUUACAGCAUUGUGAACACUUUAGAACCAUGCAAAACAUAAGUUAUAGAGAAAGUAAUUUAUAGUAAUUUUCUUAAAGCUUUAAAAUGUUUUCCUUUGGGGUCUAACGAAAUGUGUACAAAGGAACUAUUUAUAUUUAGCCUGGAGUUUUUGUUACUUAAGUAUCAUCAGGUCUUGAUACAUUCUUCAUAAAUAAUCCUUGCUAUGUCUCCAUGUUCUCCAUGUGUUUGUUGACAAGAUUCCAAUUUUCAAUUAAUGUUUUCAUUAUUUAAUCACUGUUAUGUAAACUUUUUCAUUGGAAUAAUAUUGGUAUAUGUUUAGGUCACUGAAUGUCAUCAUUAUUUGUAUUGGAAUGUGCUUUUCAUAAUAGGUUAUUUAGGAGCUGUUAUGUGGCAGUGGCUAAGAAAGUCAGUGGGACCUUCUUUCCAAACUUGGAAAUCUUCCUAGAAAGCCUGUUAAGCUGUCAUUGAAAUUUCUAAAACAGCCAGAUACUGUCAUUCAAAACAUCUAGAAAGAAUGUAAAAAGUUAAAAAGGUAACCUGGAAUUCUCCUCUACCAGAAAAACAAGUGGUAAAGGUAACAGGUGAAGGAAGCCUCUUCCAGACAAUAUAACCUAUCGGUAAUAAAUUGAUAAACAUUUUAAUUCAUGAGUUGUUAAUACUUAAUAUUAUUAAUAAAUGGUCUUUUAAAGCUA
Molecule: messenger RNA, 2472 nt
Organism: Microcebus murinus (gray mouse lemur)
Lineage: Eukaryota; Metazoa; Chordata; Mammalia; Primates; Cheirogaleidae
Gene: NOCT
Product: nocturnin
Biological process (GO): circadian rhythm
Molecular function (GO): poly(A)-specific ribonuclease activity
Source: RefSeq, a predicted model, not a curated record